CAUGCGCUGUUUUCAACACACGGCGGCUUCACAGACUGAGCUCAUACAUGCUAACUAGCUGAAUCAUUUGCUUCAAGUCUCGUUUUGUUUCUUGUGAUUGUACCUGUACUGCAGUGCAAUGGCGGCACGAUAUGACAGAGCCAUUACUGUCUUUUCUCCCGAUGGUCAUCUCUUUCAAGUAGAGUAUGCGCAGGAAGCUGUGAAGAAAGGAUCCACAGCGGUGGGAAUCAGAGGGAAAGACAUCGUUGUCCUUGGUGUUGAGAAGAAAUCGGUUGCAAAGUUGCAGGAAGAAAGGACCGUACGUAAGAUAUGUGCCCUGGACGAGCAUGUCUGCAUGGCGUUCGCAGGUCUGACAGCAGAUGCCCGUAUCGUGAUAAAUAGAGCUCGGGUUGAGUGCCAGAGCCACAGGCUAACUGUUGAGGACCCAGUCACUGUGGAAUACAUCACACGCUACAUAGCUACACUGAAACAGCGAUACACUCAAAGCAACGGGCGCAGGCCAUUUGGCAUCUCUGCGUUAAUUGUUGGCUUUGACUACGAUGGGACUCCCAGGCUGUAUCAGACAGACCCAUCAGGAACCUACCAUGCCUGGAAGGCAAACGCAAUCGGCCGCAGCGCAAAAACUGUACGAGAGUUCCUGGAGAAGAAUUACACAGAUGAAGCCAUUGCUGGAGACAAUGAGGCAAUCAAGUUGGCUAUCAAAGCCUUGCUCGAGGUUGUCCAGUCAGGAGGGAAAAACAUUGAACUUGCUGUUAUCAGACGGAAUCAGCCACUGAAGAUUUUGGAAUCCAAGGAAAUUGAGACCCUAGUGGCUGAGAUUGAGAAAGAAAAAGAGGAAGAGGCAGAGAAGAAGAAGCAGAAAAAGUCCACUUGAAGCAGUUAACCAAGAGGUUUUUCUUUAUUGCACUUGGACGACGAUAGCAUAUUUAGGUUGAAGAUAUUGGACCGUGUCAGAAGGCUUACUCCUCGAUUUAUGUAAUUGCAAAGAGCUAAAUCAUAACUCCAGAUCUGUCGAUGUAUGCAUGCAUGUUUUGAACACAUUUUACAUCAUUGUUACUACUGUCUAAUUCCUCUACUUUCAGCUCUUGAGUUAACUGAUGUUUAAAAGCACGUACAUGGAUCUCAAGUUAUGAUUUAGAUCUUUUAAAAUAUGCUUACAUUUUUAUAUCAUUCACCAAACAGCCCUGAUGGUGAUGAAUCUCACAUGUUGAAAUAAACUGUUGGCAACAUUCAGAAACUCAAUGCUCAAUAAAAGCUGACUUGUUUGUAA
Messenger RNA from Larimichthys crocea (large yellow croaker), 1270 nucleotides. It is a transcript of the gene psma8, whose product is annotated as proteasome 20S subunit alpha 8. Gene Ontology annotation, cellular component: proteasome core complex, alpha-subunit complex; proteasome core complex. Gene Ontology annotation, biological process: ubiquitin-dependent protein catabolic process. The transcript is spliced from 7 exons. The coding region runs from base 119 to 874 and encodes 251 amino acids. Lineage: Eukaryota; Metazoa; Chordata; Actinopteri; Sciaenidae. The record is from RefSeq and is a predicted model, not a curated record.